Sander lucioperca (pikeperch) is the source of this 2760-nucleotide messenger RNA. Its product is annotated as sodium/potassium/calcium exchanger 3-like. Gene Ontology annotation, cellular component: membrane. Gene Ontology annotation, biological process: calcium ion transmembrane transport; intracellular calcium ion homeostasis. The transcript has 17 exons. The coding region runs from base 323 to 2323 and encodes 666 amino acids. The record is from RefSeq and is a predicted model, not a curated record. Gene Ontology annotation, molecular function: calcium channel activity; calcium, potassium:sodium antiporter activity. Lineage: Eukaryota; Metazoa; Chordata; Actinopteri; Perciformes; Percidae.
CAUACUCCCCGUGUCUCACUCAGCACGCGGACGCCUCCAUGGAGGGCUCGUUCAGCAGUCCUCUGCUCUACUACUCCCAAAGCCACAUUUCAACAUGACUUGAGAAGCUGAGCCCGGCUCUUCCAGCCAGAAACUGUUUUUGCUAAACAGCCCUCGCAGCAUCCCAGCGGUACCACUUUCCAACUUUAAAACAACAUUCCCCCCCUUGCUCCUUUGAAGCCCCUCCCCUUUAGUUUUUUUUUCAUCCAUUCCAGGGAGAUACGUCAGUCCCGGGAAUUAAACGAGGUUGCUAGUUUUUUUUUUGUUUACUUCGGGGCUCCGCAUGGAUGUGACAGCGGCAGAGAGGAUGACUCUGUCGGGUAUCCGACUCCGGAAUCGGCCGACGCAAGUGAUGCCGAACCAGCGGAAGGUGAAAGCCAGACGGAAAAGACGAAAGGAGUUGGUUUUAAUCCAAAUAUGCUUGUUCGGCGGCUUGCUUCUGGUCGUGAAGGGGUUUUCCUACUUAGCGGAAAAUUCAGGUUUCCAUGUGUCCGGCCACGGCAGCGACGGGCAGGAGAGAUGGACAGGGAGGAGGCUACUGCAGGAAAUGGACAACAGCAGCCUAGAGGACAUGGAGAGUGAAGAAUCUAAGAACUGCACGGCUCCAGCUCUGCACGAGUUCCCUACAGACCUGUUCACACACAAGGAGAGAACAGAAGGAGCUGUGGCGCUGCAUGUCCUUUGUACCAUUUACAUGUUCUGUGCCCUGGCCCUCGUCUGUGAUGACUACUUCGUCCCCUCCCUGGAGAAGUUGUGUGAGCGUCUCCAACUCAGUGAGGACGUAGCAGGGGCAACCUUCAUGGCCGCUGGCAGCUCGGCUCCCGAGCUCUUCACAUCCAUCAUAGGGGUGUUCAUCACCAAAGGUGACGUGGGUGUAGGGACCAUCGUGGGAUCAGCUGUCUUCAACAUCCUCUGCAUCAUCGGUGUGUGUGGCUUCUUCGCCGGCCAGGCAGUGAAGCUCUCUCACUGGGCUCUACUCCGAGAUUCAAUUUAUUACACGUUUUCCAUCACGGCCCUCAUUGUGAUCAUCUACGAUGAGAAGGUGAGCUGGUGGGAGUCUCUUAUCCUGAUUCUCAUGUAUGCGGUCUACAUCCUCAUCAUGAAGUUUAAUGGCAGGGCACAUCGCUACUUUGACCGUCGAAAGAAGAGCUCUGUGAAUCUGUCCAACGGGCUAACAGGAAGCACUGAUCUGGAGGAUAAUAUCACUUGUGAUGCUACUGCAGUCCUGCUCAAGAAAGCUAACUUCCACUGUAAGCCGUCGGUGCUGAUGGUGGACGAGCUGCUGUCUGCGUACCCCCACCAGCUGUCUUUCUCCGAGGCUGGCAUGAGGAUCAUGAUCACCAGCCACUUCUCCCCCAGAACCCGCCUCACCAUGGCCUCGCGCAUGCUUAUCAAUGAGAGACAGAGACUGAUCAACACCACGGAGACCCGAGUCAACCGCAUCACUAACGGCGACUCUGACUCGGCGGCCAGGGCUCAGGGGAGGCGGGGCUUAGAGAAUGGGAUGGGCGGAGCUGAGCAGGGUCUGAACGGGAGGAGUCGACUUCAGCUGCUGGAGUCUGGGAACGAGACGGAGAACGAAAACGAGGACAAUGAAAACAAUGAGAAUGACGAGGAAGGAGAGGUAGAAGACAACAGCAGUGGCCCCCUGGUGCCUUUCAAAGUGCCAGCUGGAGCGUGUAACAAGCUGAAGUGGCUUGUAAUGUGGCCGCUGUCUCUGCUUCUGUUCCUCACCGUGCCCAAUUGUGCCAAGCGGCGCUGGGAGAGGUGGUUCAUGGUCUCCUUCUUCACCGCCACCAUGUGGAUCGCCGGCCUCUCCUACAUCAUGGUCUGGAUGGUGACUGUGAUCGGCUUCACUUUGGGCAUUCCAGACGUUAUCAUGGGCAUCACCUUCCUAGCAGCAGGCACCAGUGUCCCAGACUGCAUGGCUAGUGUUAUAGUCGCACGGCAAGGUCUGGGAGACAUGGCCAUCUCCAACUCCAUAGGCAGUAAUGUGUUUGACAUCCUGGUGGGCCUGGGCCUGCCCUGGACCCUGCAGACACUUUGCAUCGACUACGGCUCCAACAUCUAUCUUAACAGCAGAGGACUCAUAUUCUCUGUUGGACUCCUGCUAGCCUCAGUAUUCGUCACAGUUCUCGGUGUCCAUUUGAACAAAUGGACUCUGGACAGGCGACUGGGCUUGGCCUGCCUCGUCCUGUACGCCAUCUUUCUAUGCUUCUCCAUCCUUAUCGAGUUCAACGUCUUCAUCUUCGUCAACCUCCCUAUGUGCCGAGACAUCCACUGACCUCCCUCCUCCUCUUCUUCUCCGUCUUCUUCUUCUUCCUCUGGUUGAAGGAAGAAAACCCUCUCCCGGCUUCCAGUUUCUCGGCGCCUUUUCAAAUAGAAAAUAGAGCACUAUAUGAGUUAUCUUUGGUGCAAUACACACAAGAAAGAAGAUACCGGAAUUUGUUUUUUUUUUGGUCGGGGGGGACCGGACAGGAGGCAUGAAAAAGAAAGUCCCAGCAGCAGAGAUUGCUGCCAAUCGUCGAAUGAACCGAAAGGUUGGCUAGAGUGAACUUAACUGUAUUUACACCAACAGUUAGGCUACUGUUGGUGAAGAAGCUGCUACUGUAACUGACUGAGAGAAGUCCUGCGCUAACAGAGAUUUUUAGCUGGAAUGUUUGUUACUCUUUGUACAAGUUUGGAUAUAAGCACACCAUUAAGGUACUUUUAGGUAAAAAA